CGCGGCGUCGCGCUCGUUGACGUCAGGGCCGCCGCGUCGCGUCGCGCUCCGGUGACGCGGCUCUCGGGCCCGUUGUCUGGGCGUCUGAGAGUGGGGGCCCGGUGCCGGCCGGGCUUCCUUGAGUGCGGGGCUCGCAGGGGCGGCGGCGGAGCUUGGACAUGGCGCUGAGGGGCCGUUCCAGGGGAAGAUGAAUAAAGGCUGGUUGGAGCUGGAGAGCGACCCAGGCCUUUUUACCCUGUUGGUAGAAGAUUUUGGUGUUAAAGGGGUACAAGUUGAGGAGAUCUAUGAUCUUCAGAGCAAAUGCCAGGGUCCAGUGUAUGGCUUCAUCUUCCUCUUCAAAUGGAUCGAAGAACGUCGGUCUCGACGCAAGGUCUCCACCCUGGUGGACGAGACUUCUGUGAUCGAUGAUGACAUUGUGAAUAACAUGUUUUUCGCCCAUCAGCUGAUUCCCAACUCCUGUGCCACUCAUGCCUUACUGAGUGUCCUUCUGAACUGUAGCAAUGUGGACCUGGGCCCAACGCUGAGCCGCAUGAAGGAUUUCACCACGGGCUUCAGCCCAGAGAGCAAGGGAUAUGCCAUUGGGAAUGCUCCAGAGUUGGCCAAAGCACAUAAUAGCCAUGCCAGGCCUGAGCCACGACACCUGCCAGAGAAGCAGAAUGGGAUCAGCGCUGUGCGGACGAUGGAAGCAUUCCACUUUGUCAGCUAUGUCCCCAUUAAAGGACGUCUCUUUGAACUAGAUGGGCUGAAAGUGUACCCCAUCGACCAUGGGCCCUGGGGGGAAGAUGAAGAGUGGACAGAUAAAGCCCGCCGAGUCAUCAUGGAACGGAUUGGCCUGGCCACAGCAGGGGAGCCAUAUCAUGACAUCCGAUUUAACCUGAUGGCGGUAGUGCCCGACCGCAGGAUCAAGUAUGAAUCUAAGCUGCAUGUCCUGAAGAUGAACCGACAGACGGUGUUGGAGGCUUUGCAGCAGCUGAUCCGAGUGACUCAGCCAGAACUGAUUCAAACCCAGAAGUCCCAAGAGUCUCAGCCCCCUGAGGACUCCAAGCCGGCCUCCUGCAAGCCCUCUCUGGUGCUUGAAACAAGCAAGACCCCACUGGCCUCUGAGGGUUCCCAAACAGAGGGAACUGAAGAGGUGGCGGGACCUUGCCAGCCAGCCCCAACACAUAGCCCACCCAGCAAACCCAAACUCAUAGUGAAGCCUCCAGUCAACAGUCUCAAUGGAGUCCCAGCAAAUCCCAGUCCCAUUGUUCAGCGGCUCCCAGCUUUCCUGGAUAACCACAACUAUGCCAAGUCUCCCAUGCAAGAAGAAGAGGACCUGGCAGCAGGUGUGGGCCGCAGCCGGGUCCCAGUUCGUCCACCACAACAGUACUCAGAUGAUGAGGAUGAUUAUGAUGAGGAGGAGGAGGAGGAUGUUCGGAACACAAAUUCUGCCAUCAGGUACAAGCGGAAAGGGCAGGUCAAGCAGGAGCCCUUGCCUCCCUCCUCUGAUGGGCAGCUCUGUGUCCUGCAGCCCAACACCAUCAACGUGCUGGCUGAGAAGCUCAAAGAGUCCCAGAAAGACCUCUCAAUUCCUCUGUCCAUCAAAACCAGUGGGGGGGCCGGGAGCCCAGCUGUAGCUGUGCCCUCUCACUCUCAGCCUUCACCCACCCCCAGCAAUGAGAGCACUGACACGGCGUCUGAAAUCGGGAGUGCCUUCAACUCCCCGCUCCGCUCCCCCAUCCGUUCUGCCAACCCCACCCGCCCCUCCAGCCCCGUCACCUCCCACAUCUCCAAGGUGCUUUUUGGGGAGGACGAUGGGUUGUUGCGAGUGGACUGUAUGCGCUACAACCGUGCUGUGCGCGACUUGGGGCCCGUCAUCAGCACGGGCCUUCUGCAUCUCUCGGAGGAUGGGGUGCUGUGCCCUCUCACCAUCACAGAAGGUGGGAAAGGCUCCUCGCCGCCUGCCAGACAGAGCCAGACCGCCCAGAUCAGCGUCACCCUGGAGGAGAAGGAGGCCCCUGAACCGAGUGACAGAGAGAAAGCCGGGCUGAGCCGGCUCCCAGAGCAGCUGUGUGGAGAGAAGUAUUCUCCCAAAGAGCUGCUGGCAUUGUUGAAGUGUGUGGAAGCAGAGAUUGCAAACUAUGAAGCCUGUCUAAAGGAAGAGGUGGAGAAGAGGAAAAAAUUUAAGGUUGAUGACCAGAGAAGAACCCACAACUACGAUGAGUUCAUCUGCACAUUUAUUUCCAUGCUGGCUCAGGAAGGCAUGCUGGCCAACCUUGUGGAGCAGAACAUCUCCGUGCGGCGACGACAGGGCGUCAGCAUUGGCCGGCUCCACAAACAGAGGAAGCCUGACAGACGGAAACGCUCCCGUCCUUACAAAGCCAAGCGGCAGUGAGGGACCUCCUGGCCCAGGGCUGGGCCUUCCAUGUGUUCCCCUAAUCAGAGGGCGUUCUGAGGGCACACAGCUGAGAGCGGCCCCCACCUACUCUCCUCCCCUUGGACCCAGUAUUACUGUACAGUUAAAAUGGGAACGUUGUUCUCAAGUGGACAGGCGAAGGUUCCUGUGUGUUGGUUGUACUACAGACCUCCCGCUGACCCUUUAGAAAUAAGGGAGAUUUCUUGGUCACAUGGCUCUCUAAGCCCUUUCCUGUUGAGGAUACUUAAGUCAGUACUUAAAUUCUCAGCUUUGGAGGGUUGGGGCUGGGAGUGGGGAUUGGGCAGGUAAGCCAGAGAUUGUCGCAAAGUCAGUGCAGGGACCACUCAGGAAGCAGCAGCUGGAGUUGGUGUAGUGGGAACUCUUAUCCUCUUUUCCCCCCUUUGUCAUCUGAGCCUGCCCACAGCUGGCUGUGGAUCAUCCACCCCAAAGGGUACAUGGACCCCAUUGACAACCGGGGCCCUGGCUCCCUGCCUCAGUGACAGCAGAAUAUAUAUUUUAUAUAUGAGAAA
Molecule: messenger RNA, 2925 nt
Organism: Antechinus flavipes (yellow-footed antechinus)
Lineage: Eukaryota; Metazoa; Chordata; Mammalia; Dasyuromorphia; Dasyuridae
Gene: BAP1
Product: BRCA1 associated protein 1
Exons: 17
Coding region: 188-2374 (728 amino acids)
Biological process (GO): ubiquitin-dependent protein catabolic process; protein deubiquitination
Cellular component (GO): cytoplasm
Molecular function (GO): cysteine-type deubiquitinase activity
Source: RefSeq, a predicted model, not a curated record